Messenger RNA from Myotis brandtii (Brandt's bat), 3340 nucleotides. It is a transcript of the gene GRM2, whose product is annotated as glutamate receptor, metabotropic 2. Gene Ontology annotation, cellular component: membrane. The record is from RefSeq and is a predicted model, not a curated record. Gene Ontology annotation, molecular function: group II metabotropic glutamate receptor activity. Lineage: Eukaryota; Metazoa; Chordata; Mammalia; Chiroptera; Vespertilionidae. Gene Ontology annotation, biological process: G protein-coupled glutamate receptor signaling pathway; regulation of synaptic transmission, glutamatergic.
GAGUCCCGUGGGCCCUCGAGUUCGGGGCGCCCCGUCCCUGCCGGGGCACCCAGAAGCGGGAAGACAGCCCCAGGCGUCCCGCCUUCCUUCCCCAGGAAACGCUCGCCCUGCACGGCGCUUCCUCGUCCCUCGCUUCGUUCCCCUGCUCCUCCGUCCUUUGGUCCGUCUUUCUGUCUGUGCUUCUAUCUUUGUCUCAUCCUCUCGGACUAGAUCGCUCCCUGUCCGGAUUUUGGGGCCCAGGCCCCGGGGGCUGCCUGCUUGCAGGGUCUGUCUCCUCUGGGGGUUCGGUCCCUGGCGCCCCUGUAAGAGGCUCGUGGUCUUGACAGGUCUGGGCCUCAGCCCCCAUCUGGGUCCCUGCUCCCCUCCCUCUCGGCCCCCACAGGACCCCAGUCCCCACCCUGGCACCAGCAGCAGGUCAGCCCUGGGGAGGUGAGGGGCAGAGGGCCGUGCUCAGCCUCUGUGGCCAGGACUUGGGUCCUGGAACGAGUUGCUGCCCUUCUUCAGGCUCAGACCCCCUCUCCCAGCUCCCCGGGUUGCGUGACUGCGUGAGCCGGUGCGGGGCAGGGGUCUGGGAGGGCAGCUGGCACGUGACGGGUGCAGAGGGGAGAGGGAGGGCCGGGUCUUGGAGGGUUGGGCCGGGGGGACAGGACCCUGACUGAGGGUGGGGAGGCCGGAGACAUGACUUUCUGCUGGGCUCUGAGCUGGAGAGGAAGCGGAGGCAAAGUCUCAGCUUCAGCGCCGAGCUCAGGUGGGAAAGCCUCGCCCUGAGCACGGCUGUGAGAGUCGGACCAGACGAGCCGUCCCCACCCGACGGACACAGGCACCCUCACAUCUACACCCCCUGCUGCCUUAGGACCGGGGGCCACUUGGGCGUCCCUCCCUGGGGCCUCCUGGCUGCCCAACUGCAGUGCCCGGGGUCUCUCUUACUCCCCCAGGGAGGGAGCUCGGGGUGGCUUUUGCAGAACCAGAGGCUCCGGUAGGACCCUUGGGGCUCACCUGGGCGCCAGCCGCCCUAGGAGCUGGAGACGAACACCCUUUUCCCGGGCGGGCUCGCAGCCAGCAGGGCCCCGCCAGGAAAGCCAUGCCUCGGGGUGGCACUGGGCCCGUCUGUAAGUGGCAUCUGGUCUCUGCUGUGAAGUUGUUGACCUUGGGGUCCUGGGAGGUUUGUGAGGGUCCGGGACGCUCUUCGAUUUGCAGUGAGAUGGGUGUUGGCUGGGGUCUCCUGUGCCGUCUCCCGCCCUCUCUGCUGAGUCUGGAAUAGACACAGGGCCCACCUCCAGCCCCAGCUCAGGGCAGGGCUGAGAGACAGGCCAGGGGUGUCCGGGUGCUCCUAGCCUCGUCAGUGACAUCACCCCUCCCUGGCUCCUGAGUGCCUGGGAAGCAGUUGGGGGGAGGCCGAAUCAGAAGGGGUAGCCGCUCUCAGAUUCUGCUUCUCUCUGUCUGUCUGUCUGUCUGUCUCUCUCUGCAGGAGCCGGGCCCCUUCUCGUCUUGCUUCCUAUCUGUCCGCUCCUGCUCCUCCUCUCCCCCUCAAAACCUGCCUUUGCUGCUUCUGCCCUCACCCCCUGGAGGCUCAGGUCUGUGGGGCCCACCCACCCGCUCUGGGGCCAUGGGAGCACUGCUGGGACUCCUGGCGCUGCUGCUGUGGGGCGCUGGGGCCGAGGGCCGGCCAAGAAAGGUGCUGACGCUGGAGGGGGACCUGGGGCUGGGGGGGCUCCACGUCUGCCCCGACGGCUCCUAUGCCACCAACGACGAUGCUCCCACUGCCAUCACGGGUGUCAUCGGCGGCUCCUACAGUGACGUCUCCAUCCAGGUGGCCAACCUCCUGCGGCUGUUUCAGAUCCCGCAGAUCAGCUACGCGUCCACCAGUGCCAAGCUGAGCGACAAGUCCCGCUACGACUACUUUGCCCGCACGGUGCCCCCCGACUUCUUCCAGGCCAAGGCCAUGGCCGAGAUCCUCCGCUUCUUCAACUGGACCUACGUGUCCACCGUGGCGUCCGAGGGCGACUACGGCGAGACGGGCAUCGAGGCCUUCGAGCUGGAGGCCCGCGCCCGCAACAUCUGCGUGGCCACCUCUCCGGGCGAGGUGUGCUGCUGGCUCUGCAUCCCCUGCCAGCCCUACGAGUACCGGCGGGACGAGUUCACCUGUGCCGACUGUGGCCUGGGCUACUGGCCCAACGCCAGCCUCACCGGUGUGCUGGGCGUCUUCGUGCGGCACAACGCCACGCCCGUGGUCAAGGCCUCGGGCCGGGAGCUGUGCUACAUCCUGCUGGGCGGCGUGUUCCUGUGCUACUGCAUGACCUUCGUCUUCGUGGCCAAGCCCUCCACCGCCGUGUGCACCCUGCGGCGCCUGGGCCUGGGCACCGCCUUCUCCGUCUGCUACUCAGCCCUGCUCACCAAGCUGCGCUGCAACCACCGGGACGCCAGCAUGCUGGGCUCGCUGGCCUACAACGUGCUGCUCAUCGCGCUCUGCACGCUCUACGCCUUCAAGACCCGCAAGUGCCCCGAGAACUUCAACGAGGCCAAGUUCAUCGGCUUCACCAUGUACACCACCUGCAUCAUCUGGCUGGCCUUCCUGCCCAUCUUCUACGUCACCUCCAGCGACUACCGGACGCAGACACGGACCCUCAGGGAGGUUCAGUCCCUGCCUGAGGGCACUCAGCUUGCGAGUGUAGAGCAGGGUCUGAACUGACAACCUUAACAGUUAAAGGAGCAGGAAACCAAGGCCAGAGCCCCUGCAAAGGCCCUUCCCCCGGCACAGAGGUACGGUGGGCGGUGCUGGGGGCCAGGGUCUGCUGGGCUUGGCUGCUGUGCACCUGCUGGGCCACCUGCCUGGGAGGUGGAGGCAGGGCUGGGAGGGAAUGGCUCUCACUCAGCCCACAUUUGCAUAGGAUUUGCAUGCUCAUCACAGGUGGCUGAGGACUCACCUGAGACACAGAGUAUUCACACAUGCAUCGGUAUACACACAUGCAUGUAUUUCCACACUCACACACAUGUGCACACCUCAGUACACCUGGCACACACCCACCUCGUCCCACCUGCACCUGCACACACUCCCCACCCCCUACAUACACGUGCCCAACAGAUACACAUGCACUUACACACACGCCCUCCAUACCUGCGUCCCUCUACACACGUGAGCACACACAAGUGCACACACGCUCCCACGUGCACAUGCUCCCCUGCAUGAUCACCUCAUGGCUGGUACCUUGGCUCCCUGGGCAGAUGGCCCACUGGGGCCGAUGCUGGCUGUGCCCAGCCUUCCCAGAAACCCUCCGGGGCUUGGCGAACGGGCCCAGGCCCAGUGCUGGACGCUUACCCUCUCGCCCACUCCCUGCCCCGC